AUGGACCAGAGAGUGAAGGGGGGAAGCCCUCCGACCGCCGCCUCCUCUCUGGACCCCGCCCCUGCACCUGAGGACUCCGAGCCAGUGGCGGGGGAGAAGAAGAGGAGAGGCGAGGGGGAGAAUGGUGACGCGGGGAAGAAGGAGGAGGAGAAACGGGGCGCCGGGAGGAAGCGGGAGGGCGACAAGGGGGCGGUUCUGGAGCUGCUGAUCGAGGGGCGAUGUGGGGGGCAGCAGAUCCCCGGCAGGGAGGCCGGCUGCCCCGAGGGGAACGUACGGGUCCGCAUCGGGCUGCAGGCCAAGCGCACCAAGAAGCCGCCCAAGAUCCUGGAGAGCUACGUCUGCAAGCCCACCAUCAGGACGUACCAGCGGCAGGGCAGGGGGCUGCUGCUGAGGCCCGACGGGGACGGAGGCCAGCAGAGCAAAGCAGGUGCUGCCCAGGACGAGGCGGCCAGAGAGCAGCGCUCCGGCCUGGAUGCUGUCCAGACCACAUCCAAACAAACUGCAUCCGCUGCUUCGACGCCGCUCACGUCGUCACCGGCGACCUUCACCACAGCUUCCACCCCGACUCCAGUCCCUGCCGUCACCAAGGCAGCCAAACAGGUUCCCGUCAAGCCGGCCGAUAAGACGGAGGUGAACGGCUCAUCGGACAAGGCGAAGAAGCCUCCGAGCGUCAACGGCCAGCCCGUCGCUGCAGUGCCUAAACCCUGCUCGCCAAAAACAGACCAGCCGGCUCCACCUUCCACCCCGAGCAACCAGACCGCCUCCGCUUUGGAAACCAGGAAUGACGGAAGCACCUCCAAGAAACAUAAUGGUUUGGUGCAGAAGCAGAAGGGGUUACCAAACGGGAAAGGCUCCGCCAGCAUCCUCGGCUCUUCCACCGCAUCCAAAAACAAAGCUGGGAAACACAGCAGCUCCUCCUCCGUUUCUUCCACGGAGUCUUCGACGAGGCCUCCAGUUUCCACGAGCUCCCAUAAAGAAGUUUCCACUAAAAGCAGGCCAGACUCUCCCUUGGUCACCUCCAAACCACAAUCCUCCCCCGCUGUGGAUCUCCCUUCUGCCCAACCUCAAAGUCAGGAUGCCUCGCUAGAGAGGAAAAGAGAGAAGGACAGGAAAGCAAAGAAAGAGAAACGGAAAGACAAGAAGUCGAAGAGGGAAAGGCUGGAGGCUGACAGGGCAAAAAGCGAGAACAGAAAGGACGAAGUAAGGAAGAAGAAAAAGGAGAAGGGAAAGGAUGGAAAAUCGAGACACGGUAAAGAAAAGGAGGAGAGACGCAGGAGUGAUGAUUUGUGGAGGGACGAAGCAAAGACUGACAGAGGGAAGGCUGAGAAAAAGAGGCCAAGUCCAGAGAGACAAAGAACAGAGGAUAAUAACACAAAAUGUGGUGAAACAGCUGACAGACUGGCAGCAAAUCCAGAUGAGAAAGAAAAGAUGGAUGACGGUUGCAAGCCAGUUAAACAAGCUGAGCCGGCAGCAGCAGCGGCGGCAGCAACAGGUGACGCCAGUAAAUCAAAAGAACAGGACGUCUCCAGACAUUCAACUGUGCCUCCGAGCCACCCCUCUUCUUCUGCCCCUCCCAUGCCUUCUGCCCCUAUAUCUCCCCCGUCCUCCCCUCAAGAGCAGGACAGCCGGCCGCUCAAGAAACGCAAAGCCAGGAGGCCCAGCUGGACCAAGCUGGCGCACCGGGCUCAGAGGGCAGAAAAUCAGGAAGCCCCUUCAGAUUCCCAGCAUAAUCCUUCGCUCAGCUUCCCCCAGAACCCCAAGGCGCCCCUCCCCGCCAAAGCUACUACCCAGCAGAGCGAUGAAUCCUUAACCAGCAGCUCUUCCCCCGUUUCUUCUGCGACCAAACCGCAGAUUCAUGCAUCAGACUCGGUAAGCGCUUCCCAAAAAAGAGGCCGCCCCAAAUCCCACGGCUCCGGUUUGGACGAGCCUCCCCCUCGACUCUCACCGAGCGACAUCCCGACCGAGGUGCCUCUUCUGGGCUGCGACGGAGUUCACAAAGUCCCCCUGCUGGAGCCGACAUCCAAAUCCAGCCCCAAAAAGCGUGGGCGCCCCCCCAAACCGAGGCUGCCUGAGGACCAGAGCGGGGAUGAUCACGGCGACCGGAGUCCGGACUUCCUUCCACCCGAGAAGGGAACCAGGCAGCUGAAGAUCCAGAGGCUGAUUAACGAGAUGAAGAAGCGGAAGAAGAGGAGGCUCCACAAAGUGAUGCUGUCAGGGUUCGCUGGGAAAGAGGGGAAGGGAGGCGAGGCGGCAGAUGGGGAGGCCUCUCUGAGAAAAUCGAUAGAAGCUACGACGGUGCACACACUCUCAGCCCUGUCGUCCUCCUUCGGGAGCAAGCUGGGCCCUCAGAUCAAUGUGAGCAAGAGAGGAACCAUCUAUAUGGGCAAGAGACGAGGACGGAAACCCAAAGCCCAGACAGCCAACCUGAACUCCCAGAGCUCCUCCCUGUUCUCCAGCACCUCCGAAACCUCCCUCUUCCAGCCCCAGCCGCCCUCUCACCCCUUCCCUUCCCCAUCCCUCACCCACUCCAGCGGGGCUCAGAGUCCCUACAGCGAGGGCAGCCUCACAGAACCGACAUCCUCCCUCCUUUUUCCUCACCCCUUCUCCCUGCCUUCCCCUUCCUCCUCCUGCACCUCCCCGCGGCCUCCCUCCUCCUCGUCGAUAUCCCCCUUCGUGAAGAAAAGCUGCCCAUCUCUCCUGCCCCACCCCACCGCUGCAUCACCCGCCCGGCUCCCCCGGACACCUGAAGGAGGCCACACCCUCCCCCGGAGCGAGUCCCACAGCGAGGAGACGCUGCCGAGCGACAGCGGCAUCGGGACGGACAACAACAGCGUCUCCGAGCGAGGUGAGAUGAGGGGAGUCCGGGGCAUGCUGAGGCUGGGUCAGGGGUCCGGGGUGAUUCUGGGGGCCCAGAGACACCCCUCUCUGGUGGACCGACCAUCCCCGGUCUCCUCACCCCUCUCCCACAUGUCCAGACACAGGAACCCCAUGACCACCUCCAACGCCUUGGAGCGGCGACACCGGCACCGGCGCAGGGAUUAUGACUGCCCCUCGUCGUGCACCUGCCUUUGCCCUUGCCCCUGCCCCGGACAUAGCAAGUGCCCCCACACGGAUUAUUACCCCUGCCUGGGGCACAAUGCACUGAAGAGACAGAAAAACAAACACAAGAAGAAGCACCAGCAGCUCCACAUGCAGGAUCCGGAGUUCCUGGCCGAGCUGGAGGACCUGAUCGGCCAGUUCAGUGAGGUCCACAUCGGUAGACGAAGCUGGGCGAGGACGGGGCUCGGUCAGGGCUUUGAGGGGAACCCAGCUGGAGGAAGGAGACACCACACUUCCUCCUCUUCCUCUUCUCACUCGUUGCGCUCCAACAUCUUCAGGAUCAAUCUGAAUGGCUUCUACUCGCCUCACCCGUCGUCCUUCUCCACCAGUCCCUCCUUCUCGCCUCAGUCUUUCUACCCUUGCCACUGCAGCAGGAAGCCGGACCGCCGGCAGUGCGGCUGCCCCUCCAAGUUCCAGGAGACCAUCGAGAACAUGGGCUUCUAUGGCGGCUACCCUCCGGCCACGACGCUCUACCACCACCUCCCCAGCUCCUACCCGCUGUCAUCCUACGCCACCCAUCAGCCCCACCACUUCCUCCUCAACCCGGCCAGGUUCCACCGACGGAGGAGCCGGCUGCUGAGGGAGGGAGCUCUAGGAGGGGAGGUGGACGGAGACGGCGGCGGCGGAGGUGGAGGAGGAAGUGGAGGUCCUCACCUCAGCUCAGGGUUCACGUCCGGCCUCUCAUGUGGAUGUGGGAGGAGCGAACACAAACACAAGCAUAAGCAUCGCCACCGGCAUUGCGACCGAGACGUGGACGAUGAAGAGGAGCAGGACGAAGAGGAGGAGGAAGAGGAGCGAGAGGGGCUGGUCGGUUUAAAGUCGAGGUCGGGGUUCAUUCUGGGGCAGGAAGGAGGAAGGAAAGGGGCGAGAGGCGGUGGAAGUCUGCUAUCGAAGGAGUCGCCGUGGUUAUGCGAGAACGGGAGUGAUUCCUUCUCCACCGCCGCCGGUUCAUCUUCAUCAUCCUCAGCAGAGAGGUACAAACACACCUCCCUCACCUCGGUGGGGUUGGGCUCCUCCCACCUGUCGUCAUUCGGCGGCGGUUGGGGCGGUUUGGGCCAAAGCUGGUCGAAAUUUGGCGGCCUGGGAGGAUCGAGGUUUGGAAACACCGGCUGGAGAAGCUUCAGCUCGGAGCAGCACCACGGCAGGAUGGUGGCGUCCGACGGGGAGGACGAUGACGCCGAGGACGACCGGUACGGGGCGUCGCCGUCGCCGACACACACCAAUCUGUUCACGUCCGCUGCCACGGCAACGGGGGGGCGGGGUCUGAGGAGCGGAUUGGCCGGGAGGAACCCAGGAAGUGGAGAGAGAUCAUGGAGGAGGGAUGAACCGGCCUGGACUGAGAGGAGGGACUCAGGUUUACAAGGUGACUCGAGGAGCCGGGGGCAGCAGAAAAGUGUGCCAGCGCCAGACGUGGUGAAGAACAAAAGGAGGCCCGGACGUCCCAGGAAGCACCCGCUGCCCUCCGACGCCGCAGCCUCGCCGCCACCGCCGCCGCCGCCGCCGCAGCAUCACCACCCGCCCGCAACGCCGCAAGACCUGCUGCAGCCUCGUCAGCGACUCGGAGGCGACUCGGAGCUGGAGGCCAAGAGGAAGCGAGGCCGCAAGAGGAAGCACGGCGACUCCCCGUGUCCCCAGAGCAUCGCCGAGGAUAAACCCGAGUGCGACCCCCUCCCCGAGCGUUUCGGCCAAUCGGACGCCGACCCGCCCCAGGCCCCGCCCCCUCCGCCGCCGCUCGUCCAAAGGGAGGAGAGAUCUGACGGGCCGCCCAGGAAGAAGUUCCUGAGGGCGGGUCUUUACUCCGACGACUACAAAACCACAGAACCGCCUUCUCAUGCCCAGAAGAACUGCAGAGAGAGUUUGGAUUAUACACCAGAAGAACACGACUACAGCCUGCUGCCUGCUCCCAUACAUGUUGGAAAGUAUCUGAGGCUGAAGCGAAUUCAUUUCCAGCUGCCCUACGACGUUAUGUGGCUUUGGCAGAACAACCAGCUCCACCACCAGCCUGCCGUCCCCCUGAAGAGGAAGCGACGCUACUGCCGGCUGAAGGAGAGGACGGCUUCCUCUCAGCAGGCAGCGGAGGAGAGCUCCAGCGACAUCACCAGCUUAUUCCCCCACCUCGACAUGGAGCCUUUGACCGGCACUGAGAGGAGCUUCGUGGUGAAACAUCACGUCUUCCUGGUGAGGAACUGGGAGCUGGUUCGAGACCGACAGAUCCGGAUGAGGAUCGAGCGGGAGCGGGAGCGGGACGCCGACGGGGAGGACGAGGACGAAUCGCGACGCCCGUCCUGUGAUGGAGCCAAUGGGGACGACGGCCACAUCAAGUCAGAUCCACCAGUGGGGGUGGAGGUGACGGUUAUCAGCAGUGACCCCAACCAGCUAAGUCAGGACACCUCCAGCUCGCUCACUGCCAGCCCCUGUCCCACCAAACCCCAGAACGGACAAGAGGAGGAGGGAGAGGAAGAAAAACGAGGGGAAGGAGAGGUCUGCAGCAGAGAACAGAGGAGGAAACGGCUGAAUGAUUUACUUUUGACCCUGCAGCAUUCAUAAGCUAACAGAUAGAGGUGGCAGCGCUCCGAGGAAGGGACCAGAACCACCACCGGUACAGACGGACUCGAACUGAUGUCACAGCGCCGCCAUCGCCGGCGGUGAUAGAAAAAGAUGGAGGCGAGCGAGCUUCAGAAAACUAAACGCAAUGAAAGAAAGACAUCUCGCACACUGACAGACGAGCGCGUCGAACCUCGCGCUCCGAAGGGCAUCGCACCGAGGAUGAAACCAUGGCAACACACAUCUUUUGUCCAGGCGGCGGAGAGGAUGAACGGAGAUCGACUGUCCCGGGAAACAAAAAAAAAAAAAAGAGAGAAAGAAAGAAAGGAGAAGAAAGGAAACAGACCAGCUGAAAAUGAAUUUGCACUAGUGCUGGACGAACAAGCACACUAAAAGACUGUCGCGUACGCUGAGUGGACACACUAUAAAAACACACACUUUGAUCGCUCUCACUUCGGCACCUUAAGCAAGAUUUGGGACGGAGAGCGGACACGUGCGGUACUCGGCGUUUUGGCUCCGAGAGAGACGAUGAGCUGCUACAUGGGAAAGAAAAAAAAAUGUAGCCGGGGCCCUAAGUAGGUCAAAACCGAACCCUCGUUUUACUUGUUAAGCUUUUCAAAGUCACAUUGCACCUUUGGGAAAUGGCACGAGGAGAAGGCGAGCCAGUUAAAAGCUGUAGAGACAGUGUUAGUGAGGGUUUUUUUUGUUUGUUUUUUCCUUUCACUUUUACCAAGACAGUGUCUGCUAUGUACCAGUGAAUAGGCAGGGGAGGGGGGGCCGGGCUUAGCGAUAGGAAUUUUGGCAUCGCGGCAAGAGAAUUUCUAAUGAGGUUUUAAGAAAGAGAGAAGUUAUUUUUUUGAGCAGAGAAACAUAGAAAGGCGAGCUCGUCCGCUUGGAGAAAUAUAUCCGCGAUAGGAAUGUUUUAUCGUCGCCUAUUUUUCAGUAUUGCUUCCGGAGGUGUACAAAGUGUUUUUGUUUACUCAGACUGCCUUGGAGAAUGUUUUUGCUUCGGAGCAUUGACAAUCAGAAUGUCCUCGUCGGGUCGGGGGGGGGGGGGUUAGAAAGAAGAGGAGGGGGGAGAAAAAAAGGGAUUGAUUUGCCCCAAAUGCUCUGUAGAAGUGCCAUGUCGUCUUGUGUAUAAGCGAACUCAUGCAGUCUUUAAAAAGCAAUAUCUCCUCUGAUAAGGACUAUAUAUCCGUUUUUUUUUUUGUUGUUGUUAUUUUGUCUUCUUUCUUUUUGUUUUUAAGUUGUGAAUAUUCGAGGAUGGGAGGUCGUUUUUUCUGUACAGAUGCAUUUAGCAGAUCGUUUCAUCUUAGGAGCAUCGGGCUGAUCCGUUUAGUUUCAUGUGAAUGUACAGUACAUAGAGAGACCUGUUUUCCUUCUAUCAGCAGUAGCGUGUAAAAUUAGUAAACAUACAUGACAGUACUAUCCGGAUUAUACAUAACAGAUAAUAAUCAAAUGUUUUUAACAAAUUAUACAGCUGACCAAUAUAUCAGACAUUUCUCCUUGACUAUGAUUGUAUAUGAUUUUUUUUUUUUUGUAGAAUUACAUAAUUUGUCUCGGUUUUUUUUAGCUGUUUUUUGGUCAGACAAUCAGUGACAGUGAAUUAGUUUUUUCCAGUGUUAAACUCCUGCUCUCUCUCUCUCUCUUUCAGUAGUGCGGCUUCUAAUAACGAGCCAAGAAAGUGCAAUUUCUUUGACUGUUUACAUACUGUAUGUAUAUUUUUCCUCUUUCCUUUUUUAACUAAGAGCACUACAUUAUUGCCAGUGGAUGAUUAACUUUAUAGCAAAGGUACAAAUAAAGAGUUAUUUAUCUAGUUUGCAUGACAUGUAACCUUUGCCUGUCGCCUCCGAUAAUGUGCAUCUGGAAAACUAAAAAAAAAAAAAAAAAAAAAAAAUCAGAAAACAGUGAUAACUUCAACGCCAUAGAAUGUCAGCUCCAACUUUUUGCCUCUAUAUCCAUAAUAAUAAAAGCAUUUUAUGUCUACUA
Acanthochromis polyacanthus (spiny chromis) is the source of this 7632-nucleotide messenger RNA. Its product is annotated as histone-lysine N-methyltransferase ASH1L. Bases 1 to 5646 code for a protein of 1881 amino acids. NCBI's taxonomy places the organism in Eukaryota, Metazoa, Chordata, Actinopteri, Pomacentridae. Gene Ontology annotation, molecular function: DNA binding. The record is from RefSeq and is a predicted model, not a curated record. The transcript is spliced from 14 exons.